CACAAUUUAUACACAUGUAGGUCAUAGAAAAGAUGGCUUAGCGCUCCUAGAUUUUAAGUGUGAGAAAAUAUAUAUUUUUAAAAUUUAAAUGGCCUUCAGUGAUUUAUGUCAAAUAAGUAAUGCGUUCAAAGCCGUCGAAAAUGAAGUUGAUCAGUCGGACCGUAUCAUGGAAGAAAACUCGUUGGUACGGGAUCUCAUCGCCAAGAUCUUGGACGAGACGGAGGGGAAUAGCUGUGUUCCCUCACCAGAUAAACCUACCAGCAGCUUACCAACAAAUAUAAGUCAGUUUCCAAAAAAUGAUAAUGGAACAUAUCUAGAAACACCCUACAACUACAACAACAAUCUCUAUAACUUCAAUCAGAACGAUAAUGGUCUUUACAAUAUCCAGAACGGCUUUAAUUCCAACGGUUUUGUCAAUUAUUCCGACAACGAGGUAAAUUCUCUGCUAGGAGUAGACCCGAUAACGGAUACUGAUGCCGUUACUCCCGAGCAGUUGAACCUGCUACGGCUGGCUGCCCAGGAAAUCGGUGGGGCGCAAUUCACCAGCCCAAAUAAAUAUGACGAGAAAUUUUACAAUUUCUUCGAGCCAAACCAAAGAAAUUCGCUUCCAGACUCAAACGUAUUCUCAAAUAAUUACAACAGACCCAACAGUCUGAGUCUCGAUUUGAAUUACAACACUAAUUACGACACACCUUUCAACGCUCAGAGGUUCCCUAGCAACGGUUUCCUCAAAGACCAACCGGAUUCCACCUCAGAUUUGCUAACUUACCUCAAUCAGAUGAGUAUAUCCGGCGACAGACCGAGGGACGACAUAUUGCUCAACGAUUUCAAAAUGCCCGACGGAAACAGUUCGUUCCAAAGCGACGAAUACAAAAUGCAAGAUGAUAGGAACAAAAUGUUCUACAACAACAGGAACUUCCAAACACCGAAUAAGAAUUUCAAUAGCGAUUUCUUCCUGAACGACGUCGUGCCCAUGCCGGAUAGAAAUAUGAAUCGGAACUACGAUUUCUCGAACCAAUCUGUCUCUGGUAUGGGCUUCAAGCCGAACGGGUUCCAUCCGCAGAACGAGUUCGUCCAAAGGCGAGAAGUCAGUCAAAUGCUGCCGCGCGAGAGUUACCAGGGUAAUGGUAACGGUGAAAGGGUUAAUUUCGAUGUUGGUAGAGAGAACGCCCAACAGAAUCUAUUGAGGCAGCAGGAAAUAGCGAGACAAAUGAAUAUCAUCAUGAGGAACCGCCCACCGCCGAACCCUUUGAACGUGGACGUGUCUUUCAUACACGAACCACCGUUUAAUCUUGGUAUCGGAACGCUCCUCGGACCGUCACCGCCCGUCGCCCCUCCAGUAUUACAAUCCCCUCUCCUGGACAUGCCGUUACUGGCGCCAUUCUACGCCAUGAGAAACAUCAGGAACACAGCACCGUCCUCGAGUAUACUUCACGCUAGACUGGACGCGUGUUACGAGCAAUGGCGGCAGUUGGAGAGGGAGCGGAAACGGACGGAAGCCCGUCUGGCGUUGGCGUAUCCUGGGCGGGCGGUUUCCUCGUCUAACUCAAUACCAGUCCCACGCCUGCCGCCCUGCCCUACGCGCGUCGAUAGACUCACCGUGGACAUGCUGCGAGAGCAUACUAAGGUGUUAACACUGAUGGGCAAAAUGGAGACUCUUCGUGCUAGUGUCUGUGUUGCGCAGAACAAACGACCAAAUAAACCGGACGAAAAUAAGAUAACUGUGUUGAAGAGGGGUCAGGAUAACGUUACGGAUAAAGAGGACAACUUCGAUCCGGCCACAUGGCGGGAUGAUGUACGGAAUCUGUCGGAAAUUGCACCCCAUAGUGAAGUUGAAAGCGCAAUGCUAGCGUGGCGUAACGCCGUAGCGGCUGUCCAAGCGGCGAGGCGCAGAGAGGUGAACAUAGCACACCUCAGAUACCCCAGGAACGACAGGGACCGCGAUCCUAUUCUCCAACUAUCUGAUGCCGUGAAGCAGUUGUGUGUGUGCGCAAGACGAGCUCGCUGUGCUAUGUGGUGUGACCUCACACUCACUGUGGCUUUGGCACCCCACUCUGCACUACAAAGUGAACAUUCUCCUACCAUACCAGCACCUUCAACAUCGUCACCUAAGCAAUCAUCACAGGAGAUUCCAACAACAUCCGCCUCAAGUAAACCAGUUACUAAUGAACAGAGUGAGGAUAAACAAGAAACACAGCCCACCGAAGAUCAAAAAGACGAUAAGAACAAGACCAAUGACAAAGAUAAAAACCUACGUCGCACACAAAACUAUAGGAAAUUGAAUCACAGGAAUGAUUUCUAUAAGAACCAAAGGUACGACAACAGAUUCGUUAACAAACACCCAUAUCACUACCUGGCUGGAUCUAUAAAUUAAAAAAAAAGGUCAAUUCAUUCAAAGGAGGUUGCAUUUCCAACUGUCAUACAAAAAAAAAAAAACAAAACAAAACUGCAAUGAAUCAAUGUGAUUUUAAAAAUGGAAUACAAAAUCCGCACUUUUAUUGGUAGAUAAAAUGAAGCCUUCCCAUUGGUCGGAUCACUUGACAGUUGGUAAUGCAUCAUCACAGAUAAAUACUGACAAUUAUAUGGAAUUGUUAUUGUAUACUAUGACAACUGUAAUUUUCUAUUACUGUAUUAUUUAUAAUUUCAAACACUGAUAUUAUUAAGUACUGGUAUUAAUUUAUAAUUGAAUCUAUGGUUUUGGAGUUCCUGAAUCAUAUGCGACAUCGACUCGGAUUUUCUAACAGAUGUGGUUAUGAAUAAAAAUUGGCUGCAUUCCAUUUAAGACUAAAAUACACUGUGAUGUUAAAAUCCUCUGAAUAUUUCACUGCUAUAAUAUUUUUUUAUGCUGUCUUUUAAAAAAAAGUUUUAUACUUCUUUACAUUCACCCCCACUGGACAAUAUGACGCAGCCAAUUUUUAUAUUGAUCUUUCUGACGCAUUUAAAUACGAAAUUUAUAUGACACGAAUAUUUUAUAGACGACAUACAAACUGACGUUAUAAUUUUUUUUUCUUUCGUAUUAUAUGAAGUCGCGUACAAGGCUAUUACAAUGGAUUGUUGCAAUCCAAUGAUCAUAUCAGCACUUUUUUUGAAAAUUUAAUAGCAUGCAUUUACUUGGUAUAUAAAAAAAAGUGUUUUUCAGGUAUGUAAGACCACUUAGUAUAGAGAUGUUUUAUCGCUUGGCUGUCGUUUGGCUGGUUCGGAAUUUACUUGCCAAAAAACUUGGUGUGAUCGAAAUAUUAUAAUACGUUAUUUAGUAGAGAUGUUUAUUUACAAAAAUUAUCUUGUUUCGUUGGCAUCGACAUGGUAGGUUUUUAUUAUUGAUUAUAUCAGAGUCAAAUUUUGAUUCUGAUUUCGUUAAUAUUAAUAUUAAAUAAUAUAGUUAUGCUUAUAUUCUAAUAUACCAAGCUCUUUAUUAUUAUUAUUUCUCUAUAUCCAUUGUUGCACACAUUAAAAUGUGUUAGUAAAAUUUAUACAUGGUGUUUAUUAGAUAAGCCAAAAAAAAAAUAUUUCGUUCACACUAAAAAAAUAUAUGUGAUGUUGAUGAAACUAGUUGACUCUAUUUUAUUAUCAGAAUUAAAUAUUAAAAAAAAAAGUAUAAUAAUAAUAUGAAGUUGAAAACUAGUAGAAUAAGUGUAGCACGUAUUUAUUUAAAAGGUUUUGAUGAAUUUGUAGUCAUAGGGAAUUGAACGCUCACGGUGUUAUACAGGAUGUUCUUUUUAAUGAAAUUGUUUUUUUUUUUUUCGUUGAAUGUCCUAUCAAUAAGCCAUAAGUCUUCGAACUGCUUCACAAACGCUUUAAUUAAUUAAUUUAUAUAUAUAUAUAUAUAUACAUAUAUAUAAACGGUGCACAAAGUAAUCCAAGGAUGUAUUAACCAAAAUAGAAUUAUCUUCCGUUAGUUCAUAUUAGUGUUAGUGUGAUUAUUUUUUGUUGCCCUCAUGCAUUUCUUUCGGAUGUACAAAAUUUUUAAUGAAUUGAAGUUAUGUUAUCAUUUUGUUUUUGUAGAUUAUUAUUAUUAUUAUUUUUUAUUUAUUUCGGAAUGUCGGUGGAGGGUUGGUGCGAAGGUUAUGCUUUCACGUAGUGUGACGUAGGUGUUAGUGAUAGACCUUUUUCGAUGUGAUUUUCGAUGUUAGUUGUAAGUGGUUACCGAUAGCCCAGCCCAGUGUUAGUACAAUGAUGCAAAUAGCAUAGUUAAGCACAACCUAGUUUCUUAGCUAAUUGUAGUUAGUUUAAAUGUAUUUCUUGUUAUUUUUUUUUUAUUUUCGGACGUUUAUCGGAUCUUCAGUUGAAAUGUUGCCAUAUAGUAACUAUUUACCUCAAAAUCCUUCUAACGCUUACCCGUUUUUAAGAUAUAUGAUGUUGUUAUGAAUUUUGCGAAAUUUAAUAAGACUUUGUUUGUUUCGGAAGCGAUUUUUUUUAGGGUAGUCUCACACCGAGUGACAGUAAAAUUUGAUUUUCAUUAAGUAUGAAGAAAAUGCUAUAUUUUUUAUAUUGUAUGCUACUAAUAUUAGAACCCGCUUAACCAAAUUAAAUUACUAUAGUAUUAAAAUUAUAAAAAAAAUUCGCUUUCGAUGUGACCAAAGCGUAUAUUGUUGACGAAUCAUUAUUUAUUUUUAUUAUAAUUCCACAGAUUAUAUUCUUCAUUUUAUUUUUGUAGAUAAUCUAUACAGUUGUGAUGGCUAUGAGGUUUCGCUUUCGGAGCGAUUGGCGCGCGAGAUUGAAAAAAAAAAAUUAGAAAAAAUUUUUUGAUUAGUAUAAUUGCUCACUGUUGCUCCAAAAAUUGUGCAAAUUAUAUUCUAGUUGUCGCCGCUCGCCCGCCAAUUGACUUUAACCCAUAUUGCUUUAACUCAAAUGAUCCUUCCGUCCAGGCAUAGACUAAGCUUUUGGUAUUUUUUUUCCAUCUGGCAUAGACGAAGACGUGAAAAUUUUACGAACGAAAAACCACUACGCAGCUAAUCAAUACUUUUUUGGUAGACAUUAAAUGUAUAUUUUAUUAUAAUUUAUUACGGUUAUUGCGAAAAAAUACGAUACAAUUACAAAAAAAAAAAAAAAAAUAGCAAAAUAAAUUCACGUCAAGUCUUUGUCAGCAUUCAAACCGCUUUUUAUCAAAAUAUUCUCAACGGUCUUAAGUCCUUUACAAAACGCAAAAAUCUCAAUAUAACGACCAACGCUUAACAGCAUAUCUUUAUAAGUAUCGUGUGAUAGAACUUAUUGUAAUGUUUAGUGCAUUACGUGUUUACCAAAACUAUUCAGUACUUAAUACCAAUAAAGGAACGCUUAUAAGAAAAAUUCCUAUGAAAAAAGAAAAAAAUAUUCGUCCUAAAAAUAUGUAUUUUAUCGGACUCUUUCUGAGACUAAUUUGUCUAUGGCGUUUAUUGGGCCCAUGGAAUUGAUGACGUCAUGGGGAUUUUUGAGCCGUUUCGAUGCUCAAUUUUGAAGUUAUAUAUUUUUUUUUUGUUCUUUUUUUUUUGUAUGGAAAUGUUAUAGAAGUGCUAUACACCACAUACCUAAGAAAAUUAAUGAACGCUAGAUGUGUUAUUAGGUAGACGAAUUUCUAUGGAUGUAUUUAUUUAAUACAUAGUUAUACGCGUGUCGUACAAAAUGAAAAAAAAAAAUAAAAAUAAAAAAAUAUUCUCGGCGUGUUUAAACGUAGCAAGACUGGAAUUAGUUAUUUUUAUUCGGCUGUCAUUUUGUGUCCCGCCAUUUUAUUGUAUAAUCUAUGAUUCGUUUGUGAAUGUGGAUCCAAUGUUAGAGCUUUAUCGAAUUUGAUAAUAAUUUUACGAAAUGAAUAUUUAUAGAGGUGGAUGAUGUGAACAAAAAAAAAAAUAAUAGUGAUUAGCCGAAAUAUUCGUGGCUCUGUCUGUAUAGAUACAGCGAGGUAGUUGUGUUUUCUAUUGUACUGUAUUAAAGCUAGAUGUCUAGAUUAAUUGUUAGGUACUCGAUGGUCUAAUUGCUUAUUUGUCUAGAUUUUUUUUUAUGUAACACUAAUUAGCAUAAUACAUGGUGUCCUUUUGAAGUGACGGUUUCUAUUAUCUUGGCGAUGGUGGUUUUGCACAAAUUCUUUUUUUAUUAUUGAAAUUUAAAUAUUUCGGACGCUAAAGUGUUAUAUUUCUGGUUUAGUGUUAAGAUUGGACAAUAAGUGGUGGUUAUUUCUACCAUUUCAUUACUUAGUUUAAGUUUAACCAUUGUUUUUUUUUUCUAUACUUUUAAUAUGUUUUUGUCCAGCGGUUGUUUGGCUCGCGUCGUAUUUUUUUUUUGCUGAACGCCGUGAGUAUGUCAUGUUUUUUUUUUAUUGGAAUGGCAUCAUGAAUUUUUGAUACGUGUGGACCAAUCUGGUUUUUUUUUUUGUUGAUUUAAUUUUUUUUUUUGGGUAUUUUUUUUGUCGACGGUUAUGGAAAAAUACAGGAUUUAUUUUGCCAGUUCCUCUUAAAUGUAAGUGAGAAUAUCUAAAAGAAUAUUUUUAUAGUUGUAAGCGAGUGAAUUAAGUUUUUUUAUGACGUGCUGGGUACGGUUAGUUUUACGCACGUUAUAUUUUUCGGUACUAAAUCGUGUUAUCCUAGACGGAUAGCGGAAAUAUUACUCUGAUGCCGCGGGAUUUUAUUUCAUUCUACCCGCAAAAACCUCGACUAAUGAAUUUUUCACGCGUACAUUAUUAACUAAGGUUUUUCUUUUAUGGUGCUACACCCCUCGUUAUGGUAUAGUAAAUGUAUUGGGGACGCACGUAAUAUCGCUUUAAUAAUUUAAGUAUGUAAUCUCAUCUUAUAUAUUCUCUUGAAGAAAUUAUAUUUUUUAUAUAUUUUGCUACUACUGAAAAAAAAAUGAUGUUACAAAAUCGUAGGUAUGAACACUGUUAGAACUUAAAUUACCUCGUUGUUAUCGGACGAUUAUCACGUAAAGCUCUGUAUUUCGCUUGCACAUAUCCGAUUUUCUAAGCGUACAUCUAUUUCAUGUGUGACAUAAGCGUUCGUUAACAACGAGAAGCAUAAUUAUAAUGGCUUCUAUCGUCCCAAUAUGUUCUCACACACUGCCACUCGAAAGUUUAAACUACCCCCGUUAUAUAUAUUUUUAAUGUAUUAUUAUUUUAUAUGAUUCUUUCUUACGACAUACUGUUUGUUGACGCUUGUUAUGUAUAGUGACGUUAAAAACUCGCUAGUCCUAAUAAUUUGGAUCUGUCCGUUAUACGCUAGGUGUUUGUAUUGUUAAAACUGUCUGUGGUUGAAAUCGAAUUUUAUGAGCUUAUUAUAACUUAAUUCCAUGGUAUUUGGUGGCUGAUACUUUAUGUCGGUGGACCUAUAUACCGUGUUCAUUGUAUAAUAGCACUAUAUAGGAACUUCGAUAUAAAAGGUAUGUAACGUUAGCAUGAAAAUAUGUGCAAAAUAAAAACCAGUCGUGAUGCAAAACAAGCUAUCGCAUGGACCAAGGGAUAAUAUUAAGUGUAGCUCACAUCACCUUCUGACGGUACUUAGCAUUUUAAAUUGAUAUAAUAAUAAUAAUAAACAAAAAAAUAAAAAACAAAUAAAA
Danaus plexippus (monarch butterfly) is the source of this 7518-nucleotide messenger RNA. RefSeq lists its product as uncharacterized. The transcript has 10 exons. Lineage: Eukaryota; Metazoa; Arthropoda; Insecta; Lepidoptera; Nymphalidae. The record is from RefSeq and is a predicted model, not a curated record. The coding region runs from base 89 to 2374 and encodes 761 amino acids. Gene Ontology annotation, biological process: male meiosis I; female meiosis I; meiotic cell cycle. Gene Ontology annotation, cellular component: nucleus; cytoplasm.